This is a messenger RNA of Myodes glareolus (Bank vole), 180 nucleotides long. The record is from RefSeq and is a predicted model, not a curated record. NCBI's taxonomy places the organism in Eukaryota, Metazoa, Chordata, Mammalia, Rodentia, Cricetidae.
AUGUGUUACUAUGGCAGCUGCUAUGGAGGCCUGGGUUACGGCUAUGGUAGUCUAGGCUGUGGUUAUGGCUGUGGCUAUGGUGGCUAUGGUGGCUAUGGUGGCUAUGGUUAUGGUUGCUAUGGUUAUGGUUGCUACCGCCCACUGUGCUACAGAAGGCACUGGUCUUAUGGCUUCUACUGA